Cannabis sativa is the source of this 2002-nucleotide messenger RNA. RefSeq names its product putative E3 ubiquitin-protein ligase XBAT34. The transcript is spliced from 11 exons. The coding region runs from base 308 to 1729 and encodes 473 amino acids. Lineage: Eukaryota; Viridiplantae; Streptophyta; Magnoliopsida; Rosales; Cannabaceae. Gene Ontology annotation, molecular function: protein binding. The record is from RefSeq and is a predicted model, not a curated record.
UUUAAUAAAUUCUCACCAAAGUUUUUAUCUUUGACAUUUGAUUUAAAUUAUAUGACCCUUUCUAUUUCUUCCCCACUAAGAAAUUAUCUAUUUUUCGCAUUUAACACCCAAAUUAAAACUAAAAAUCCUUACUUUUUUCCCGGAAACUUAGUGACACUUUCCCGGGAAAAUAGAUUUUUUUUUUUUCUUUUUUAUUUUCCCUGGGUUAGAUAGUGUUAAAUUCGAUUCCUUCCGACACUAGUAGAAAAAAAUUUGAUUUUGUUUUUCCUUUCUUUUGUUGAAAGAUUAGAUUUUUAUUUCAUAUAGAAUGGGACAACAGCAAUCCAAGGAUGAGCUUCUGUAUCAGCAAGUUAGUUAUGGAAAUACCGAAGGGAUCAAAUCCCUUUGCCGAGAAGGUGCACGCCUCGAGUGGGUUGAUAGAGAUGGAAAAACCCCUCUCAUUCUUGCUUCAAUGAAUCCGGAGCUAUUCAAUGUAGCAAAAACUUUGAUUGAACUUGGGGCCAAUGUCAAUGCUUAUCGUGCUGGUCGUCAUGCUGGGACUCCUUUGCACCAUGCAGCUAAAAGGGGCCUUGAAAAUACUGUUAAGUUGCUUCUAACUAAUGGAGCCAACGCUUUAGUCAUGAAUGAUGAUUGUCAAACUCCUCUUGAUGUUGCUAGGGAGAAAGGGCACGGUAAUGUUGUCCGCGCAAUUGAGCACCAUAUUCGCUUAUUCUCGGGUUGGAUGCGAGAGUUUUAUGGGCCUGGAUUUCUUGAUGUAUUCGCUCCUCAAUUGCUUUCAAGAAAAGUUUGGGUUGUUAUUCUACCGUCUGGAUCCCGAAAUCCAACCAAGCCUUAUAAGUUGGAGCUUGCCCUAUAUCCUAGUGUGCAGGAUGCCAAACCGCGUGCUGUAAUUGCAUUGUGGAAAGCCAAUUUGGAAGAACCGAAGUCACUUCAGGCUGAUUCGUUCGUGUCAAUUCUCGAGAAUGUCACUAUACCGAGAGGCAGGAGGCGGAGAAGAAGGUGUAGGCCUCGAAUGCUUAGUCAAACUCGCAUUAAACUUGCCCCCGAAAAGGAAGGUGACUGGCAACAGCUUCAACAGUUCUGCAAUGCUUGCAAAGGAAUUCCUCAGGCACAUCCUGCAUUUUUGCAUACUGAUCAAGUCACAGUUCAACAAGCCUCUUCACCACCAGCUGAGGAUUUGGAAUUAGCUAUGGCAUUGAGUGCCUCUAUUCAGUCUGCUUCGGAGGAAAACCCUUAUAAUGCCAAUCUGAGCUCUGGAGCCAGUUCAUCUGGCACUCAGAACCCGAGCAGUUCUAAUCAGAGUGCAUCAAAAGCGCCUGAGUGGCCAGAGCAAGGAACUUCCGAAAGUAGCCAUUCAUGCUCAACCGAGCAUGAUGACAAGAUCCACCAUGAAUCAGUUGUCCCAACAAAUCAAACCCCAGAAUCGAUUGCAUCAGCACCACCGAUUCCAGAUGGUCCCAUUCACUAUCCAUCAAUUGAUUCAAGUCCUAUUGAUAUAUCCUCCCCAGUUGUUGAGAAUAAUGUACCUGCUAAACUCGGUGAUAGUAAAGAAGAUGGCGAAUCGUCAUCCUGUGUUGUUUGUUUGGAUUCUCCUGUUGAAGGAGCUUGCAUCCCUUGUGGUCACAUGGCUGGAUGCAUGUCUUGUUUGAAUGAAAUAAAAGCCAAGAAAUGGGGAUGUCCAGUCUGUCGAGCAAAGAUUGACCAAGUUGUAAGGCUUUAUGCUGUGUGAUGAUUAAAGCAAAAUGUGAGCAGCCCUACAUGGAGAUCGAUUUGGCCGGCUAUGGUGGGAUAAAGGAGUUUGGCUCCAGCAUGCAGCAUAAAAUCUAUGUUUGUAAGGUUGUUUUUUCUUUUGUUUAUUCAUAGCUGGUGUGUUAAGAACAAACAAGACUUAUUUGUUUUUGCAAUUGUUUUCUUGUGUAAAGUCUUUGUAUUAUACAUAUAUAAAUAAUAUAAUAUAUAUUAUGUAUACACCCUUAAUAUGUGUGUAUGCUGUUUUUUUGUA